UGUGAUGUUGGGUGAGUUCAGAGUGAUAAUGAACGCACAGACGGAGUCACGAGCUCAGGGGAAUGAAUUUGUUUGGAAAUGACAGAGACAGACAGCGCGGUGACUGAGGCUGGACGCUACAGUGAGAACAACAUCAGAAGAAUGGACAAGAGGAUUGUAAAAAAUCUGGAACCAGCAAGACCACUGCGCCGUCAAGGUUUAAAAUUGCCUCAAAGCUGUGCUGAGAUUAAGCCAGACAACAUUAUUAAAGUGGAGCAUUUCUAUGAAAUCCUGCAUCUUCAAAGUCCUCAACCAAAGAAGAAAGUCACGUGUCCACCUCAAUGCACUCUUCAAAAUAAAGCUGAAAGAAUUUGCUACACUCGGGACUUCCUCAUCAAGAUGGCAAGUUGUCCAAUAGCUAAGAAGAAACCUGAGUUUUUACCAGAACAUCCAAUCGUUUUGGAGAAUGGAAGGUCCAAUGCCAUGCCCAGAUACUUUAUCACCAACUACAAUGAUAACAACAACCGCAACGACGAGGACUUGGCUGCCUGAUGUGGAAUUUCUUAGUCUUUUUAUACAAUAGUCUAAAACUGCACUGCACAUGUGGGCCAAAGUGGAAAGUGUUAAAAAAAAUGAUUAUCACAAGUUAAUUUAAUAACUUUCAUUGUUAUAAAAGGUAAAACCACCUGAGGUUGUCCUUGAAUUCUUGAACACAUUUGUAUUCUAUGUAGGUGUUGCAAUGCUUGUUCCUAACUAGUCCACAGUACAGUGUUAAAUGAUACUACUAACAGGACUGAUGCCUUGAUCCUUGUAAAAGAUUCCACAUCCUAAUUUGUUGUUUUAAACUCACUCUUUGUCCUUUCUUUGACCAUAGUUUUUCAUUUUACCUUAUCAGACGGUGGUGAUGUCGAACUCAGGCUUUUGAUCCUUGCCUAAUGUAGGUUGUGUGUGUUGCUAGUCUAGUUUCAUGAUCUGCUGUGUGGAAAUUUAAUUAUUGUGGGGAUUUGGACUUGAAGUGUUUAAGAUUGAAGUGAAGUGCUCUUAAAAUUAUAUAGACUUCUAGCGAGUUCAUGCGUCAGAUUGGGAAUGUGUUCACUUUGCUUAAUUGUAUUAACACUGGACAUUAUGGCAAGUAAAACAGAACUGCCACUAUCUUUUGACAAUUAUUGAGCCUGUGGAUGGGUAAUGAUAAGCUUUUGUUUUACCCCCCCCCCCCCCCAAGCAUAACACUGAAAAUAGAUCUCUUUUGUUUACAUAUGCCAAUGUUUGAAAUUUAUUUAACUAAUUUCUGUAAAGUGUAUUAGAACACAGAAUAAUACGUGUUUGUUACAGUACUGUAGCCCUUUCAGUAUUAUAAUAUUGUCUUAUUAGGGGUUGCUAAAAAUAGUUAAAAAACAACAACCACUCUGGAUCUUAUGCAAGGAUCCCCCCACCCAUGAUUUGCACAUCUGGGCAGAGGCAAUAUUUGUUUUUGUUUUUUGUAUCUCACUGUAAUUUGUUGACUCAUUGUCUUAGAAAUUGGAUUUGAGAUUGGAUUUAUUCCACUAAAUUCAUUACAUUCAAUAAAAGAACAUGUUUUAGUUGCUC
Molecule: messenger RNA, 1566 nt
Organism: Pimephales promelas (fathead minnow)
Lineage: Eukaryota; Metazoa; Chordata; Actinopteri; Cypriniformes; Leuciscidae
Gene: gra
Product: granulito
Biological process (GO): negative regulation of translational initiation
Cellular component (GO): cytoplasm
Molecular function (GO): eukaryotic initiation factor 4E binding
Source: RefSeq, a predicted model, not a curated record